This is a messenger RNA of Cylicocyclus nassatus, 1137 nucleotides long. The record is from the annotation of a GenBank genome assembly. Lineage: Eukaryota; Metazoa; Nematoda; Chromadorea; Rhabditida; Strongylidae.
AGCAGAUUAUACCUCAGAAGCAUAUAAUUGUCCAACUACUCUUGUCUCGCCAAUUGUCCAUAACAAGAGGCGAUGAGUAGGGAAGCUACGAAACGCUAUGAGACUAUCAAGCAUUUGGGUGAAGGACAGUUUGCCAAUGUUUACAAGGCUAAAGACAAGGAAACUGGUGAUUUUGUUGCUAUCAAAAAGAUCAAAUUAGGAUCAAGAGCAGAGGCAAAAGAUGGGAUCAACAGGACUGCAUUGAGAGAAAUAAAAUUAUUACAGGAAAUUCAUCAUGAUAACAUCAUCGGGUUGCGCGAUGUUAUUGGAUCAAGGACUAACAUACAGUUAGUGUUCGACUUCAUGGAAACUGAUUUGGAGCAUGUCGUCAAAGAUCGCGAUAUCAUUCUCAUGCCUCCUCAUAUAAAAAAUAUGGCUAUGCAGACUUUAUUGGGUUUGGAGUUUCUUCAUGCACACUGGAUCCUUCACAGAGAUCUGAAACCCAAUAAUUUGCUAAUGAAUAGUGCUGGACGUAUAAAGCUUGCUGAUUUCGGUCUGGCCCGCUUUUUCGGUUCGCCUAAUAAGGUUUACACUCAUCAGGUUGUCACGCGCUGGUACCGUGCCCCGGAGCUGAUUUGGGGAGCACGAGCUUAUGGCACCGGAGUGGAUAUGUGGGCUAUUGGAUGCAUCAUUGCGGAGUUGUUGUUACGGGUUCCGUUGUUUCCCGGUGAGUCAGAUUUGGAUCAAUUAGUCAAGAUAGGCAACGUACUGGGUACGCCAUGCGUGGAAGAUUGGCCAGCUAUGAUGAAUCUCCCAGAUUAUAUUGAGAUGAAGGAACAACAAGGAAUAAAUCUUCGUCAUGUUUUCACUGCUGCAGGAGAUGAUUUGAUUGAUUUACUUCUCGGGUGUUUUCACUACGAUCCGUUGAAGAGGUUCACUGCUUCCGAAGCGUUACAAUGCCCUUAUUUCAGCAAUGAACCGCUAUGUUGUCUCGACGAGGAACUUCCGCUCCCAGCUCGCGCUAUAGGAGGCCCACAAAUGAAGAGGCGAAGGUUACGGGACGAUUCACCUCCUCGCUUAAAUCUAUGAUAAUCUUAAGCACAUUUCGCUAUUUGAUCCAGAUCUUGUUCCUAUUUGUGAUAUUACGGGAUAAAAAUA